Messenger RNA from Caenorhabditis remanei, 936 nucleotides. RefSeq lists its product as uncharacterized. The record is from RefSeq and is a predicted model, not a curated record. The transcript is spliced from 5 exons. The coding region runs from base 1 to 936 and encodes 311 amino acids. Lineage: Eukaryota; Metazoa; Nematoda; Chromadorea; Rhabditida; Rhabditidae.
AUGUACGUAGUAAUCAACACAGAUCCAGGUGAUACACUCAACGAACUUAUGGCCUUUAUGACUCAAAAAACAAUCACAUUCUCUGUUACGGAUUGUCUUGCAAAGCUACAUGAUCGACCCGAUAAAUGGAAGGAAGUAGGAACACAAACAGAAGAAGAUGAUCGUUUUUAUUCUCCUCCAAGCAAAAAGUCCAAAUUGAGCAACGGAGAUAAUACAGAUUGUGUUUCUCCAUGCUCUUCAGCUACUCCCUCGGAAUCAGUUGAUUUGGGAAUCGUCAUAAAAACAAAUGGAAAUGGAAAUAAUAAUUGGGAUGAAGAAGAAUCGAAAGUGCUCCGAGGACUCAUCAAGACUGAAAAUGAUCGAUCGUCAGGAUCACUUCGAGAAGAGCCAGAAGAAGAUACUUCUGUUGAAGAUGUGAUGAAUUCUGAAUUGAUACAGACCCAAUUGAUGCAAGCGUUGUUCUCAAAGAGUCAGAAUGGUGUGAUCAACGGUUUCUCCGGAUUAGAAGAUGAGGAGAGUCUUGAUGGUAAAUCAGGAUUAUUAUCAGAUUUCCAAGAACAAUUUCGAAUGGAUGGAUCACCUGCCUCGGCAAUUCGAUAUAAACCAGCAUAUGCAUCAACAAAAAGAGGAGUUUGUCAUGUCUGUAAUCGAGAAGUUUCAUUAAUUACAACUCAUCGAAGAAGGCAUGCAAUCACUCAUUUAGGAUUCAAGACAUUGAAAUGUGCAUUGUGUUACAAGUUUUUCAGUCGACAAGAUUUGGCAACAGGCCAUUUCAAAAAGGAUCAUCCAACUGCUGAAUUCACUCCAUUCGUUGAUACAAUGUCAAACGAAGAUGAACAAAAACUCGUAGUGAUGAUGGGAAUGUGUUUUCCAGAAGAGAUGGGUCCGAGAAAGAGAAAAGAAGGAGAUUCGAAAAAAGAUAGAGGUGACGAAUGA